AUGGAAGAUGUAGGACCAAGGACAGUAGUAGCGGCAGCCACGGCAGCAGAAAAUCCUACGAUCCCUUCAAGUACCUAUAACCACACGACUCUUCCGAGCAACACUUAUUCUUCCGAUCAAUCUCGUGAUCCAUCGCUUUCUAGCCGCCCUUCUUUACCUUGGACCCCUUAUUCUGAAUCUUCCAUUGGGCUAGACAAGGACUCGAUCGAUGAUCAUCAUUCACGAUUCUCGCAUGUGCACACCCCGGAAUCCUCCUAUGGGACAAGGCCACCAUCAGUCAACGAGGAAGCCAUGCGCUAUCAUCGAAGACGGCAGGGAAGGCUUAGAAUCCCUGAAGAGAGGUUUAACCCAAGCGACCGCUACAGACGUUCUCAUCGUGGACGCCGUGGUCGCCAUGCUCACUCUAGCCAUCGUCAACCGCAGCGCAACGAAAGACGUAGUAGUGCAAAUACAGGGUGUCUACGAUCUUCCAAGCAUAUAGAAAACCCAGUCGACAUAGUCCUAGAACCUCAGCCAGACAAAACCAAGGUUGCAGGUGACAAAUUGACCAAGAAAACUGGGAGCAACGGCACGACUUGGGGACGUAUCAGUCAAGGCUUGGGGCUCGGGAAAUCCAAAAAGAACGAACAGCCGGAAGAACAACCACCUGUUGAAGCUGAAGAUGUACCGAAGAAAAAGAGCAAGUGGAAGUUCUGGGCCAAGCAGCUACCUGGUGACGAUGCUGAGGCUAGUAAUGCUCCAAAGACGUCGAAACCCAACGACGAACCUAUGUUCUCAGUCACCUCAGAUUCAAGGCCAAGCUUACUCGAAGCGCAUGAGGAAGCUCCUACUUCUGUUCACCUACAUACUGUAAUGAGACGAGUAUCCAGAGGGGAGUGA
This is a messenger RNA of Fusarium mangiferae, 879 nucleotides long. RefSeq lists its product as uncharacterized. The coding region runs from base 1 to 879 and encodes 292 amino acids. The record is from RefSeq and is a predicted model, not a curated record. Lineage: Eukaryota; Fungi; Ascomycota; Sordariomycetes; Hypocreales; Nectriaceae. The transcript has a single exon.